AUCUGCCUUGGAAUGCAUAUGUUUAGUAACUCUGGUGCACAAGGUGUACUUGAAUGCAGCAUGAGUUUGUCGCUCGUGGCCGUAACACACCAUGUAGAAGCACCAUGGCAACAGCACAGAAAUGACUGGAAAACUCAUAUUGACGGUGGAGCUUGUCGAGGAGCGACUCAGGAUGAGGAUUGCUGUUUUGGAGGAGAGUGUCAAAUCAUGUGAGCUGGAGUGUAAAGCCAGCAGAGAAACGGCGUUGAGGCUGAUGGCUGAGCUGGACCAGGAGAGGAAGAAGACAGCCAGCAGUUCAGCAACACUUGAUUCACUUAAAGUGGAGUUGGAAGACCUGGCGGUGGGAAGGAAGGGUGUUGAGACAGAGAAACAGACCCUAAGUGAAAGCCUUGAAGCCAGCAGGAGAGUGAUAAAGGCAGCCAGGCAAGAGUCCUGCUGCUUGGAGAAACAAGUAGAGAAGUUUCAGGAAAAGGCCCAGGCUACUAUGGAGAAACAUCAGCAGUUCCUGGAAAAGGUUGCCUGUCUAGUGCAGGAGAAGACUGAACAUGUCAUCCUGCACACAGAGAAAGAUGUGUUACACAAUCUGGACAACAUCUGUAAUAAGACUGUAUCAGAGAUGGAGAUGAGAUUGCAUCACACCUCUGAGGAGCUGAAAGAACAGAUGGAGCUCCGGCUCGGCACACUGCAGAGGGCUCAGCAUGCCGAGCAUCAAGUCCAGGACCUGAAGAGGCACCUGGAAAGUCUGGAGACUGAGCUGCUGAGAGCAGACAUGCAUCGGGAUGGACUACGAAACAGCAAGAAACAAUGUGAAGAGUUUCUGGAACAGCUGACUGUGAUGAUGAAGGUUGACCGUAUUGAUCCUGAUCUGGGCUUUGAAAUGAAGCUGAAACUCAUCCAGUCACGAGCUGAACAACUUGUCAGGCAAGAGGCAGCUGCUUUGUCGGAGAGCAAAAGACAGAAAUAUGGCUUAUCUUUACAGGUAAAGUCACAAAAGGACCAACUAGAAAGAAAAUAACUCCACAUCCAACUUUUGAAGAAAAAGGUUUCAGACCCAGAGGAAGAGAAGAGAAGUCGAUCUGAGCUGGCUUUUGAACAAAAUGAUGCACUUCUAGAGGCUCGGAAGCUAAAAAAAAGGCUGGAGUGUCUCCAAGGAGAACUGAAGGCGGCCAAGCUGUCCAAUACUGAGCUAAAGGCCCAACUCACCCACACCAACGAGCUCAAGCUGAAAGUCGUGGAACAGAGUCAGACUGUGCAGGAGCGGAAACUGAAGUUGAAUCAGCUGGUGGAUGGGAAAGCAAAGGUGGAGCAGAAGUUGAGCACAGUAAGCUCAGAUCUGCAGGAUCAGGAGAAACAAGAGGACCAAGAGCAACUCAACAUCCUCAGAGAGAGCCUGGUUCAGCUGUCUGAGAGGCAAAAGGAGCUCGAGGAUUUCCAAUCUAAGGUUUCUAAAACGUUUGACCUGAACUCUACAUCUUUGUCUCUUUCAAAUUAUGAAAUUAUCAAACUACUUCAGGAACUUCUUCACAAUCCUCAUCAUCAUCAUUUCUGCCAUCACCAUGAUGCUACACCCUGGCAUCGCUCUACUCACCAUAGUCUUCCUCCGCUUCCUGACUAUCCUGAAAGUUGUUGCACCCUGGAUGCUCCUGGCUCAGGUUCUCCUUUUGCUGACAUUUAAAAAGGUCUUACAUGUAUACCAAAUGUCUAAUAACUACUGACAAAUGUGGUAUUUGCCUCUAAAAUCAUAACAAACAUUUUGCAGUUAAAAUAAGCAAAAACAAGCCUUUGAAGUUAUGUUCACUGAUAUAAUGGAAAAAGGAAAAUCAAAUAAAAGACAGGAUUCAGAGUGAGGAUUUGGCAUUCAUUAUUGUUCAUAGUUGCAUAAACAUAAUUAUUUUGUGGUAAUCUUCUGCACUAUGUACACAUGUUAAAUAGUUCUGCACUUUUAUAUAUUUUAUACUCAACCAACAGUCAUACAAAAUAUACAAUAGUUUUAUGUGUCAUAAGUUUAAAUCUUUAAUAUAUCAGAUCAUUUGAAAAAAUAAAAAGCAGAAUGUAAAAACACCAUGGAUGGCUGAUAUUAGUUUGUAUCUGAUAAUAAAACGCUUGACCUGGCUUGACACACGUACAUAAAUGUAUGCAGUUCAAGUUAAAAUGAACAGUUUACCACAGACACAAUCAUAAAUGUAAUAAAUGAAAGUAAAUAUUAAAACCACAUGCCCAAAUACAGGUUAAA
This is a messenger RNA of Girardinichthys multiradiatus, 2233 nucleotides long. RefSeq names its product coiled-coil domain containing 170 (gene ccdc170). The record is from RefSeq and is a predicted model, not a curated record. Lineage: Eukaryota; Metazoa; Chordata; Actinopteri; Cyprinodontiformes; Goodeidae.